Messenger RNA from Pisolithus orientalis, 291 nucleotides. RefSeq lists its product as uncharacterized. The annotation marks the transcript as partial. Lineage: Eukaryota; Fungi; Basidiomycota; Agaricomycetes; Boletales; Pisolithaceae. The record is from RefSeq and is a predicted model, not a curated record. The transcript has a single exon.
ACUUGUGGUCUCAGCCAAGAUGCCCUUGAUCAACUCUGCAAUCCCCCCAAGGAGCCAGCAAUCUUUUGUAAUGAUGAGGUUCUCAGAUCUGCAAUCAAGCUGUAUGUCAGCCCCAAUCACACAGAUGGCAACUAUGAAACAGUGCAAAAGGUCUUCCAGGAAGUUCCAGGGUUCAAUGAGUUCCCCAGCUUACACCAAAUCAAAUGGAUCACUGCUGAGCUUAGUGGGGUUGAGGCUGUCAUCUAUGAUAUGUGUGCAAAUUCCUGUGUGGAAUUUACUGUUGGAGAUAUU